CCCUGAAACUCACACCGGCCACCAGAAGAUCCGUAUCUGUGUCCCAGAAUAGCACGUCUCUCCGUCCUCUUCUUUCAGGGAACGGGAAACUGCAGCAUUUCCUUUUUUUCCCCCAAAUUCCGCUCCGCCAUGAAGGCUGGCAUCGCGGGGCUGGCCGCGGGCAUCCUGGGCGGCACUGGCGUGCUGCUCUUCCUCGUGGCCUUCGGGACGGAUUACUGGCUGCUGGCUUCGGACACCUGCGGGAUGGUCCCCGAUGGAAACAGCACGCUCCAGCCCGGCGAGGCUGAAAUGCUGACCGAGGCCGGGAAGGAGAUCCUCACUUUCCACCACGAGGGCUUCUUCUGGCGGUGCUGGUUCUUCGGCGAGGGCCAGCCGGAGACCAUCUGGACCUUCUGGUACACCAGCCAAGCACACCCCAAGCACUGCAUGCACGGCUACCUGUUCCCAAUGCCCGUCACUCUGGGACCUUUUCCCCAUCCCUCCUACGACACGACGGCAGUGUACAGAGGCUUCUGGACAGCGUUCAUCAUGCUGGCUGUGGCUGGCGGCCUGGUGGGAGGCCUGCUGCUGGUGUGUGGUGUUCCCUUCGUCAGCGCCAGGUCCUACAAAGUCGGCGGUGGGUUCCUGCUGGCCUCGGGAGGCUUAUUUCUCCUGCUCAUUUUCCUCUUCGUGAUGUGGAAGGAGUUUGUGGCUGAUUUUCAGAAGUACAUCCUCCUGGAGAGGAGUGAAAACUGCCUGGAGGAAACGCCUGUGCGCGUGUACUACGGCUGGUCCUUCAUGUUCGCUGCCGCAGGGGUGCCCCUGGUGCUGCUCUCCGGACUCCUCUUCUUUCUCGUCGGCAGAGACAUUAUGAAAUCCCUGGAGUAAGAAAAUGGGUGAUGCUGGGCAAGCCUCAGAGAAAGCUGGUGAUACCCCUUGUAAUGAAAUGUACACAAGUUUUGAGGACUCGGUCAUUUUUGUAGCUCUAAUUGUCGGCGUAGGUGCAUGAUUAAAGUCACUGGUGCGUGGAGGCAGGGGUGGAGCACUGAGCACGCAGAUGCUCUCAGUCCUAAACCACUAUUACGCUCUGGAGAAAUGUAGACAUAUCCAUGGACUGUGCAGCACUUUUAGGUCAGAGGAACAGCCUUCGCUGUGCUAGGCAGCUACCACGACCCAUCCGUAUUCAGCAGAGCCGGAGGUUUACGGUGUUCCCAGCAUCCUUGUUUCUUGUAAGAGGUAAUCGAAUCUGGCUGUGAGGGUGUACACUCUAAUGUCUAUUUCUGAAAAAGCAAUUAAGGACGAUUUUUUUUUUAGCUGGCUCUAAUUGACAUCAAAGGACAACCGUUUUAAUGGAAUGUCAGGAAACAUGAGAAAGUUUUUCGUUAAAAGCCCUGAUUCUGAAGAUACAAAUGUAACUGGGCCUAACCUAACUUGCAAUAAGUGACUAAAGCAAUUUCUGUGGCAUCACAAAAUGUAUUAAUUAGUCUUUCUUUACAGCACCAUGCUACUGUGCAUUUAAUAUUUUCCUGGACAUAGGGUUGUGGGCAUUCACAAUUCCAAAAACUGAAAGAUGGACUUGGGGGAAAGGGAAUGGGAACAAUAAUACUAUGAUUUUUGUUUGUUUGUUAUGGUAGAACCUGUCAGCCGGCAUAGAACAAGUCAGUUCCAAAUAUACAAUUUAUAUAUAUUAAAAUUCUUGCAAUUGCUCAAGUGUACGUUGUCUGACAGGUUACAGUAGUCCCACUAAGAGUAAUGCAUGCUAAUUCUAUACAAAACCAUCUAGGUAAGGAAGGUGAAGUCAUUUAUUCUGUGUAUGUGGAGGUUUGUAGAGACACUCAAUGAAUGUCAAAGAUUUGAUCUUGCUGUGUUUUUCAGGCUGGAUCUUGCUGCUUUGAAGUAGUUUGUUGGGCCCUUGCUUGCUGAACUCAUCUGCAUAAAUUGUAAAUAAAACUUGCUAGAAAUAUAUGCUUUUCUCAUGGA
Anas platyrhynchos (mallard) is the source of this 1959-nucleotide messenger RNA. Its product is annotated as transmembrane protein 182. Lineage: Eukaryota; Metazoa; Chordata; Aves; Anseriformes; Anatidae. The record is from RefSeq and is a predicted model, not a curated record. Gene Ontology annotation, cellular component: membrane.